AAUUUUUGUUAAGAUAUAUUGAUAAUUUCAUCUAAUUAGAAUCUUAGCAUAACAUUCAAAUGCAUAGUAUAACAUUGUAGUAUUUCAAAAGGGCUGUUGUAUACGAAUAUGCAAAUCUUUACAAGAUUAUAAGAUAUGAAUUAUGAUUCAGCAUCUAAUGCAUACAUAUGUGGAGACGAUGUUGACUGGUCAUAUAUGCCAGAUUACAUUUUACUACAUAUAUUUGGCUUUUUGUCUGUCGAAGUAAUUUUGCAAGCUAGCUUGGUGUGCAGAUCUUGGUACAGAAUUAGCAGAGAUGAAUGUUUAUGGAAACAUUUAUUUCAAAAUAAUUAUAAAGUUGAUAAGAAAAUUGGCAUUCUGCCAGGAGCUAAAUCAUGGUAUUCUGAAUACAAGCGAUUAAGGUAUCAUGUACCAUUGGUUUGUACUGAAUUUUUAAAGGAUCAUUCUAAUCAAGUCCUACAUGUCAGCUUUUCGAAUGAUGGGAAGUUAUUUGCAACUUGUUCCAAAGACGGUUAUAUUUUGGUUUGGAAUUCAGCAUUUCCUGCGUCUGUACGUUAUCAAUAUGACAUGAAAGUGUUUUCAUGGAAAUACACACAAUUUUCUCAAUUUAACUCUAAUGAUACGUUAUUGUUAGUAUCGGGGGUAUACUUUGGUACUCCGCCCAGUACCUCAGGUGAAAUAGCAGUUUUUAGUUUACAAGGUGAUUUUGCAUUGCAAUGUCGGAUAAUUAAUAAACCAUAUGAUAUAUUUGGUGUGUGGUUCAGUGAACAAUAUCUAUUGUCAGGCGAUUUGCAUUGGUUGGGACAUUUAGUUAGCACUUCAGUACUAUGGUUAAAUAAAGCUAAUCAAGAAUCUGUAUCAGAACAUGUGCCAAUUGUUUCUCAAAUGUUUAAAUUUUACAAUAUGAAUGCUAGUAGCGUAAGAAGUAUUAUGAUCGCAAAUUGUAGAUCACAUGAAUUAGAAAAUGAAUUAGCAAUGGACACAUUAACUACAUCUCCAAAGCUCAGUAAAGAAAGCAAUUCACAUUGGAUUAAUAAGAACAUCAUAGAUGAUGAUGAUCUUCCAAAUGCAAGUAUAUCUUAUAAUGUAAAUGAAAAUGAUCGAAACAGCAGUUCUAUAGAAUACAAUGAAGAUUAUAGGAAAAAUGAAAUAGAUGAACAACACGCAAUGAGUGACUCAGACACAUCAACACAAAAUUGUAGUACUUCGUCAAGUAGUUCUCAUAUUAAUAUUGAUAGUGUAGAUGACAUUCGUGAAAAUGAAAGUGAUCCACUGAAAAUAGGAAUGGAUUGUUCAGAACAAGGUUUGUUAGAAGAUGAAAUGCAUUCGGAAAAUGAAGAGCUCUUGGCAAAAGGGCAUGAAAAGUACUUAAUUUUUACAACCGGCUCAAAAACAUAUACCCCUCAUCAAAUUGGAUUCAAAAAGAUUAAGCAUGUGGUCUUUCCUAAAAGAUUGGAUCCUGGUUUGACUUUAAGAGAAAGGAUAGCACGACAACGUGAACAAAAUAAUCAGCCUCCCGUUGAGCUCGAUUGGUUAGAUUAUGAAGCAGUUCAAGACCGGUUUGACAAAGUUGAUCAUCUCAUUGAUUUACAUGGUCACAUCAUUGGAAUGGGCUUAAGUCCAGAUCAUAGGUAUCUGUAUGUGAAUUCAAGACCAUGGCCAGAAGGAUAUGGUAUUACAAAUCCUUUGGAACCACCUCCUAUAGCUCAAGAAAUUGAUAUUCAUGUUAUUGAUCUGACAACGCUGAAACAAGUUGGGACUAUGCUAAGAGCUCAUAAAGCUUAUACGCCAAACACUGAAUGUUUUUUUAUUUUUUUGGAUGUCAGCAAGCAAUAUGUGGCAAGUGGUGCUGAAGAUAGACAUGGCUAUUUGUGGGAUAGGCAUUAUGGUGCAAGUUUAAUUAAAUAUCCCCAUAAAGAUGUAGUUAAUUCAGUUGCUUUCAACCCAAAAGAUUCGGGUAUGCUUGUUACCACUAGUGAUGAUCAUACAGUAAAGGUUUGGAGAAGUUUGCAUAAAGCGAAAAAACUGGGGGUGGAUUUAAAUAGCCCAAGAGGUAUAAGGCUGUCUUGAAACUAAUAAUUUGAAGAUUUUUGAU
Messenger RNA from Ctenocephalides felis (cat flea), 2095 nucleotides. RefSeq names its product F-box/WD repeat-containing protein 5 (gene Fbw5). The transcript has 12 exons. Bases 136 to 2070 code for a protein of 644 amino acids. Gene Ontology annotation, biological process: protein ubiquitination. The record is from RefSeq and is a predicted model, not a curated record. Gene Ontology annotation, cellular component: Cul4-RING E3 ubiquitin ligase complex; SCF ubiquitin ligase complex. Gene Ontology annotation, molecular function: protein binding. NCBI's taxonomy places the organism in Eukaryota, Metazoa, Arthropoda, Insecta, Siphonaptera, Pulicidae.